CCCGCCGUCAACGAAUACCCCCGUAAUCUGUGUUUACAAUUCUCGUUCUGUCUACAACGUUGUUGGUUAGGAAUCCGAGUGUUUCUUUUUAGCCCGUGUCUGCCACAACGUUACCAAAAUGUCUCUGGUCAUUCCCGAGAAGUUUCAACACAUCCUGCGUAUCCUCAGCACGAACAUCGAUGGCAAACGUAAAGUCAUGUUCGCCAUGACCGCCAUCAAAGGUAUCGGCAGGCGGUUUUCCAACAUCGUUUUGAAAAAGGCCGACGUCGAUUUGAACAAGAGGGCCGGAGAAUGUACCGACGAAGAAGUAGAGAAAAUUAUUACUAUUAUGCAAAAUCCUCGUCAAUACAAAAUCCCUGAUUGGUUUUUGAAUAGACAAAAGGAUAUUGUCGACGGUAAAUACUCCCAACUUACAUCCAGUUCCCUCGACAGCAAAUUACGUGAAGAUCUGGAAAGGUUGAAGAAAAUCAAGGCUCACCGUGGUCUCCGUCACUACUGGGGUUUGAGAGUGCGUGGACAACACACCAAAACUACCGGUCGUAGAGGAAGAACUGUUGGUGUAUCUAAGAAGAAAUAAGUUAAAUAAAAGUGAUAAUUUUUAUUCAAA
Messenger RNA from Adelges cooleyi (spruce gall adelgid), 607 nucleotides. It is a transcript of the gene RpS18, whose product is annotated as 40S ribosomal protein S18. NCBI's taxonomy places the organism in Eukaryota, Metazoa, Arthropoda, Insecta, Hemiptera, Adelgidae. The record is from RefSeq and is a predicted model, not a curated record. Gene Ontology annotation, biological process: translation. Gene Ontology annotation, molecular function: RNA binding; structural constituent of ribosome. Bases 119 to 577 code for a protein of 152 amino acids. The transcript has 5 exons. Gene Ontology annotation, cellular component: ribosome; small ribosomal subunit; cytosol.